Messenger RNA from Loa loa (African eye worm), 474 nucleotides. RefSeq lists its product as hypothetical. NCBI's taxonomy places the organism in Eukaryota, Metazoa, Nematoda, Chromadorea, Rhabditida, Onchocercidae. The transcript is spliced from 5 exons. The record is from RefSeq and is a predicted model, not a curated record. The coding region runs from base 1 to 474 and encodes 157 amino acids.
AUGACAAAGGAGGAUAUGAUGAUUGAAUGGCGUAAGCAACGCAAAUUGACGGUAUCGCCAAGCGAAAUAGGUCAGAGACCACUAUACGACAGCACAACUAAUUCAAACGAAUAUCAGCCAUCUACAGAGCCUGCUUUUUUUGCAAACGAAUUAAUCACUUGUUGCAAACACGGCCUUAAAUGCAGAGAAUACUAUAGUCGAAAAUCCGACAAAAAGAAAAUUUCUUCAUUGUGGCCGAUAUCUGAACUGCUCGGUCAGAUUGGUCAAGCCACAAACUUGAAAACAUCAAGUCAUGAAUUACUACUUCCGCAAGAACCAUUGACCAAAAAUAAUGCAGCGGAGAUGUUACCAGAAAAUGGUUCGAAUCUGGAAAUUCUGCACAGGUUCUAUCUUGGACAAAGACCUCGAUCAGCUUCCAUUCCACUGACACGGGUUGUCCAAAACUUUGGUUUAUAUCACGAGGUGAUACCAUGA